Poecilia reticulata (guppy) is the source of this 1321-nucleotide messenger RNA. It is a transcript of the gene gosr1, whose product is annotated as golgi SNAP receptor complex member 1. Gene Ontology annotation, molecular function: SNAP receptor activity. Lineage: Eukaryota; Metazoa; Chordata; Actinopteri; Cyprinodontiformes; Poeciliidae. Gene Ontology annotation, cellular component: SNARE complex; Golgi medial cisterna; cis-Golgi network. The record is from RefSeq and is a predicted model, not a curated record. Gene Ontology annotation, biological process: inter-Golgi cisterna vesicle-mediated transport; vesicle fusion; endoplasmic reticulum to Golgi vesicle-mediated transport.
CUGAGGGCGACAAAAUCCCACGCCUUACGUCCUCUCUGCUGACUUGAAGUUGGUGACGUCCCAGGAAAACAAAGAUGGCAGGGAUAGGAAGCAGCAACUACUGGGAGGAUCUGAGAAAGCAGGCCAGGCAGUUGGAGAAUGAACUUGACCUGAAAUUGGUCUCCUUUAGUAAACUGUGCACCAGUUACAGCAGCUCUAGGGAUGGACGUCGAGGAGAGACUUCGGACACCACGCCCCUGCUAAAUAACUCAACCCAGGACAGGAUGUUUGACACCAUGUCAGUUGAGAUUGAACAGCUGCUGGCAAAACUCACAGGAGUGAACGACAAGAUGGCAGAGUACACCAACACCCCGGGAACAGCUUCUCUCAAUGCUGCACUCAUGCACACUCUCCAGAGACAUCGGGAUAUUCUACAGGAUUACACUCACGAAUUUCACAAAACCAAAGGCAACUUUCUGGCCAUCCGGGAAAGGGAAGAUCUUUUAGGAUCUGUCAGGAAAGACAUUGAAACAUAUAAGAGUGGCUCAGGAGUCAACAACAGAAGAACAGAGCUGUUUCUAAAGGAGCAUGAGCAUCUUAGAAACUCAGACCGGCUGAUGGAUGACACAAUAAGCAUUGCAAUGGCGACCAAGGAGAACAUGACCUCACAGAGGGGCAUGCUGAAAUCCAUACACAGCAGGGUGAACACUCUGGCCAAUCGUUUCCCAACUAUCAACAGUCUCAUCCAGCGAAUCAAUCUGCGAAAGAGAAGGGACUCCCUCAUCCUCGGCACUGUGAUCGGCGUCUGCACCAUUCUCCUCCUGCUCUACGCUUUCCACUAACCUCCCCUGUACAGACGAUUUCUAACAAGGCAGGACUCCUCUGCUCUUUGUAGCAUACGAACCCUCACCUCCUCCCCAGAGACGGCGCUCGGUGAUCGAAGGACCACGGAGGUUCCAGAGCAGAGAGACAUUUAGUUGGUCCUGUUCUAGGACAGGUCCAGAUUUGGCCAAUACGUUCCCACUGAGCCAGCAUUUAACGAGACAGAUUUAGAGCUUGUGGUCUCUUCUUCUUCUCCCUCUUCUUCUCCUUAUUCUUCUUCUUCUUAUACCCACAAGGAAAUGGAGACCAAAAGUACAAGUGAGACCAGUUAAUUUUUGUUUGUGGACAAACUUUGUGCUUUUUUUCUAAGAUCAGAGACUAAAGCUGUCUUGUUUUAAUAAGGAGGUCGAUGGAUUUUCUUUUUCGGUUAUUUUUAAUGAUUUUGGGGGAGUCAUAAUUCAUUGUAAGCUGUAAAAUGUGAAUUAAUAAAUUAUUCAUAUCAGUAUGUGCUUUUAAAAAA